AUGGUUGGAAGUACGCUAGCUCUCCGGUCGAAGAUGGCCUCGCCGUCCGCCAUGCAAUUGUCGUCGCUGUCGCGCAGGUCGCUCACGACGCGAUCCCCCGUCCAGACCCUGCGCUCAAGACAAUCCGUAACCCAGCAAGUCGCUCAGCGUGCUGCUCGUCGCCCUUACUCCGAUGCUCCUCCAGCGGCCCCAGCUCCUAAGCCCCGGAAACGUUUUCGCUUCCUCCGCUGGACCUGGCGUCUGACUCUGUUGGCUGGUGUUGGUCUUGCCGGCCAGCUCGCUUACAGCGUCUACGACCAGCGUCAUCCCAUCGAGCAAGCCCAGCCCGACCCAAAUAAGAAGACCCUUGUGGUCCUUGGAUCCGGAUGGGGCUCUGUUUCUCUCCUCAAAAAGCUCGACACUGAAAACUACAAUGUCGUCGUCAUUUCGCCGCGAAACUACUUCCUUUUCACCCCGCUUCUGCCAUCAUGCACAACCGGUCAAGUCGAGCACCGUUCGAUUAUGGAGCCGAUCCGAAGCAUCCUCCGCCACAAGAAGGCCCAUGUGAAGUUCUACGAAGCAGAAGCUACCAAGGUCGACUACGAGAAGCGCGUUGUCUACAUUAGCGACGACUCGGAAAUCAAGGGUGACAUUUCUCACACCGAGGUUCCCUUCGAUAUGCUUGUCAUGGGUGUUGGUGCUGAGAACGCUACCUUCGGUAUCAAGGGUGUUAAGGAGAACUCCUGCUUCCUGAAGGAAGUUGGAGAUGCCCAGAAGAUUCGCAAGCGCAUCAUGGACUGCGUCGAGACCGCUAUGUUCAAGGACCAAUCUGACGAGGAGAUCAAGCGUCUCUUGCACAUGGUUGUUGUUGGUGGUGGCCCGACCGGUGUUGAGUUCGCUGGUGAGCUUCAGGACUUCUUCGAGCAAGACCUCAGGAAGUGGGUUCCUGAUAUCCAGGAGAACUUCCGUGUGACUCUUGUGGAAGCUCUACCCAAUGUUCUUCCUAUGUUCUCUAAGCAGCUGAUCGACUACACCGAAUCGACCUUCAAGGAGGAGUCCAUUACUAUCCGUACCAAGACGAUGGUUAAGAACGUUACCGACAAGUUCAUCGAAGCUGAGGUUACCAAGCCCGAUGGAACCAAGGAGCUUGAGACUAUCCCCUACGGAUUGCUCGUCUGGGCUACUGGUAACGCCCUCCGCCCUAUUGUUCGCGACCUCAUGAGCCAGCUCCCCGCUCAGAAGAACUCUCGCCGUGGUCUUGCUGUCAAUGAAUACCUAGUCGUGAACGGCACCGAGAACGUUUGGGCCGUUGGAGACUGCGCCAUCACCAACUACGCUCCUACUGCCCAGGUUGCUAGUCAGGAGGGUGCUUUCCUCGCCCGUCUCUUCAACACCAUGGCCAAGACCGACGGCAUCGAGAAGGAGCUCCAGCAGCUCUCCGACGCCCAGUCCGCUGCCAAGGACGAGGAGAGCCGCAACCGCAUCUUUGACGAAAUUCGUGAAAACCAGCGACAGCUGCGAAGAACCAAGCAGAUUGGUCCCUUCCAGUACUCCCACCAGGGAAGUCUGGCUUACAUCGGAAAGGAGCGUGCGGUUGCAGACAUCAGCUGGCUGAGUGGCAACAUUGCAAGUGGUGGAACUAUGACCUACCUCUUCUGGCGUAGUGCUUAUCUGAGCAUGUGCUUCAGCACACGGAACCGUGUCCUGGUCACUGUUGACUGGAUCAAGGCCAGACUGUUUGGCCGUGACGUGUCUCGCGAGUAA
Molecule: messenger RNA, 1743 nt
Organism: Aspergillus puulaauensis
Lineage: Eukaryota; Fungi; Ascomycota; Eurotiomycetes; Eurotiales; Aspergillaceae
Product: alternative NADH-dehydrogenase
Exons: 4
Coding region: 1-1743 (580 amino acids)
Molecular function (GO): NADH dehydrogenase activity
Source: RefSeq, a predicted model, not a curated record